AUGUUUUUCCAUAAUUGCCACUUUAAUGCAGUUUUGGCUGUCUUCGCCGCCUGCUUUGUCGUAACGGCACGUGGCAUAUUCUAUCGGGAAUGCAUUGGCGCCGAAAAGAGUCAGAAAUUCGUUGGUAGUCAGGACAAUUGUGCCAAGUACAUCUACUGCGAUGGCAAUAAUUCGUUCGAAGGUGAGUGUCUUGAUGAUAACUUUUUCAAUGUGACUGAGGGUAAAUGCGCUGAACGUACAGCGGUUGUGUGCAAGAUUGGUGAGCAGGCGAAUAUGGAAGGAAGGAAUCAAGGGAGUGAAAACAGUCAAGGCAGUCCAGCCAGUGCGAGCCUAUGGGAUGGCGGACGUGUGAACGGCGUUAACAUGGGCAAUUUCUUUAACACCACUACCAAUUCCAAUAGCAACAACAACAAUAUUAAUAAUAAAAAUAUGAAUAGCAACAUCAACUGGAAUGCCAUUGUGGGCCCUUCGAGCAUUCAGCAGCAGCAACAGGCAAAACAGCAACAAAUGCAAUCGGCAUGGCUUGCGGGUGGCAUUGUCGAUAGUGCGCCGGUAAUAGGCUUAGCGCAAAAUGCCAUUGAUAUGGGCAACACUGGCGCCAACACAAACGAGGCUGACCAGUCGCCGCAGUGCCCAAUCAGCUACGGCUUACAAAACGUUAUCUACUUGGCCAACGCCAGGUCUUGCGCAACCUACUUUACCUGCUAUAAUGGCAUUGCCAUACCGAUGAUAUGCCCGCGCCACACCUAUUUUAAUGAGGCGACGUCACGUUGCGAUCACCAGGACAACGUCUACUGUCCGCUACAUCGUCCGGUGCGUCUGAUUUGCAAUCGCGGCGUCUAUGAUUAUAUGCCACAUCCGCGCAAUUGUGGCUACUACUAUUUCUGCUCCAAUGGCUAUUUGAUGAUCUUCCAAUGCCCAUUCCAGUAUAUGUGGCAUUACGAGCGUCGUACCUGUGUGCAUCGUUCGCAGGCGAAAUGUUUUUCCGGCGCAAUUGCGGAGGCGAUGCUCGGUUAG
Messenger RNA from Anastrepha obliqua, 1017 nucleotides. RefSeq lists its product as uncharacterized. The coding region runs from base 1 to 1017 and encodes 338 amino acids. The record is from RefSeq and is a predicted model, not a curated record. Gene Ontology annotation, cellular component: extracellular region. Gene Ontology annotation, molecular function: chitin binding. The transcript is spliced from 3 exons. Lineage: Eukaryota; Metazoa; Arthropoda; Insecta; Diptera; Tephritidae.